This is a messenger RNA of Blepharisma stoltei, 561 nucleotides long. The record is from the annotation of a GenBank genome assembly. NCBI's taxonomy places the organism in Eukaryota, Ciliophora, Heterotrichea, Heterotrichida, Blepharismidae.
AUGUCUCACGGAACUCCUCCCGUCACAUACGGUGCUCGUCUUCAGCUACGUCAUGAAAGCACCAAUGCUAUUCUCCGCUCUGAUCCUAUCAACUAUACAACAGGGAGUGGCCAGCAAGAAGUUACAGCCAAUAGAGUUGAAGAUAAGAACUCGUGGUUUAUUGUAAAAGGGCCUAAUUAUUUGGGCGAUGGAUGGCGCCAGCUUAAAGGGACUCAGGUCAUGAAUAAUAGUAUUAUCAGGCUCGAGCAUAUAGAGACUGGAAAAAAUUUACACUCUUCGCCUGGAGUUCCAUCACCAUCAUCUGGACAACAAGAAGUAUCCGCAUAUGGCAACAAUGGAUAUGGAGACGAUAAUGAUGAUUGGAGAAUCGAAACUGACCACGAUGCAGGAACUCCUUGGAUUACAACAUAUCGUACUAGACUAAUUCAUGUCAGGUCUGAAUGCGCUCUGCAUUCUCAUGGGGGGCAUAAUAACCCUAGAGGUCAAGAAGUCACUGGAUAUCGUGAAAGAGAUGAAAAUGACAUUUGGAGAGUUUGGAAUUACAAUGAUAUCAAUCCUUAA